This is a messenger RNA of Ochlerotatus camptorhynchus, 2979 nucleotides long. RefSeq names its product nuclear exosome regulator NRDE2. The record is from RefSeq and is a predicted model, not a curated record. The transcript has 2 exons. NCBI's taxonomy places the organism in Eukaryota, Metazoa, Arthropoda, Insecta, Diptera, Culicidae. Gene Ontology annotation, biological process: negative regulation of RNA catabolic process; regulatory ncRNA-mediated heterochromatin formation. Bases 84 to 2954 code for a protein of 956 amino acids. Gene Ontology annotation, cellular component: catalytic step 2 spliceosome.
CCGAAAACCCCGAAAUCGCUUUCUUUACGUUUUUCACGGGCCUUUCUAUUUUCCGGUUUUGGAAGAAGCGAAUAUAUUCCAUAAUGUCCCUAUUUCCUGCCUACACCACAACCGCCAUCAGCGACUCACAAGGUCAAGUUCCAGCCCAAACAAGCGAUCUUGCAUGGCUAACCAAUCAGAGUUUUAUCGCAUUCCCAAGCACGGUGCAAGAGGAUGAUAGUGCCUCGGAGGAAGAAGAGCACAAACCGAGUAACAGCGUUCACCGGCAUCGGGAUCGGAAGCGAAAAAGGAAAAAGAAACACCACAAAAAAGAGAAGAAACACCGGAAGCAAGGCGGUAGUGACAGUAAUGGGAGUACUAGCCAUUCCGAACGUUCCGAUGACGAUAGGAAGAAGGUGAAAAAGGUUGAGCAACAACCGGUCAGGGUUUCCGAGUUGGAUUUCUACACGGACGUGGAUGCUUUGAGGAUCUAUCUGACCGUGGAGACGUUGCAUCGUCCGGCUUGUCCCAAGUAUAAACUGGGACCGUACCGGUUCGAUCGCUUAGGUUGGAGGAAGAGAGGUGUGAAGGUUCAGCGGUAUUUUAGGUAUUUUAAGAAGUUCAGAGAGAACGCCAGUGGGGGUGGAUCGGAGGGAAACGUGUUGGAUAAGGAGAUGGAGCUGGAGAAGGCCGCUCGAGGGGAUUCCUCGGUGGAGAAAUGGAUUGAAUACUACAGGUUUAAGCAGGACAAUCCGAUUCAUGCCGACAGUUAUCAGAAUCACAAGGCGGAGCUGGCGGUCGUUGAACGGGCCAUGCAACGUCAUCCGGACGACGAUCAGCUCAUGGAAUUGUAUAUGGACGGCAUUGUGAAGGUUUAUCCAACGGAUGAAGUGCUGGAAUUGAUCCAGAAACAGAUACGAAUGGACAAUACGAACGUUCUGCUAUGGGAUGCAUUGAUCAGCAAUAAGCAGUCCUCGAUGGCUCAGUGCAUAGCUCCAAACGUGCUGAAAUUGUACGAGAAAAGCAUCCGGUCGCUAUUUUUGGCCAAGCGCAGCGAUGAAGUGAUGUUGAAAUUCUUCAAGAAAUGUGCGAUUUUCUGCAGACAAAGUGGAUUGUGGGAGCAGUUCUUCGGGCUGGUUCAGCUCACCAUUAGUUUGAAUGUUAGUGGUAAUUUUGGGAGCGGAAGACACCUGUUUGUGUCCCCGGAACAUAACAACCAGUUGAUUGAAUACGAAGAAUUGAUCCUGAAGUCGGGUCUUCCGAUGAACGAAAUUUGGUUGAGGAUCGAGAAACUGCGAAGUGCUUUUCACUUUCUGCCCUUUCAAGGGUCUCACAUGUGCGGCGACCCACAGAGAAUGGUUCUUCAGGAGGAUAUCAUUGGAUUCGUCUAUCCGCUGAUUAACAAAGAAUAUGCCUUCGAUCUCGUAAUUUUGAUCCUUAAAAUGAUGAAGUACCCAUUCGAAAGCUGUGCUUUCGAGAGAUGUUCAUUUUUCGAACCGGAACCGUAUGAGUCGGAUCAUUCCGAGCAGCUGUUGCCGUUGUUUUUGGACUUGAACAGGAAUAAGAAAGUCGAUUCCAUUGUGCUGAAUAUGAUCAAAGAGCUGAACACCCCUCCGUCGUUCAUCAACACGAAUCUAGCGUUCGAAUCGUAUUUGGAUCUGAUGCGAGCAUUUCUGAUCUCUGCUGCGGAGCACUUCUCCGACGAGAAGAAUGUCAUCUUGCUGCUUCUGUACCUUAAGCUAGAACGAAUUCUUCUGGUGUUCGACAAGCACUCUGGUCCACUCACCGAUGAACGUAAGAAAGCCACACGCUCUCGCGUCAAAAAUCUUCUCAAAAAAAGCAAGUAUCAAAACAACCUCAAUUUCUACAUCGAAUACGGAUUGAUCGAGUACGAAAUGGAAGAACUUGGCCCCAGUUGCGUGAAGAUCUUCAAAACCUCUGUACAGGUAUUUUGUGCUCAAGAUGAUCAACUAGAUGACAAUGAUCUCUUCACACUGGUCCUGAAGCUCACCGAAGUCCUGCUGAAGGAAGGCCAAAAGACUCAAGCGAUUUAUAUUAUGACCAAGCUAGCACUGAACCCCAAAACCAUCAGCUUCGACUCGGCAGAAACUGUUACGGAUCCUACCAAGCUGUUAGCCUUGCAAAAAUUCAACGAACGGGCCAACCAGUGUCUGACAAAGGAUAGUCAAGUCGACGAGUUCAUGUCCUUGGAACAGUAUUUUAUCACAAACCCGCUGAUCAACGGCCUCAGAGCCUACCUCUACUACAUGGCCUUGAUCAAGUCCAAAGCGGAAACUACCAAGAAGAUUGAUGGUUUCCUAUUCCACUUCAACGAUCGGGACAACCCCAGACAUCGAUUCGUUCGGGAACAACUGUUCGAGAUCUAUCUGAAAAUCCUGGAAUUCCGGUUGGAAGAGUUUAGCAACGAUUGCUUCCUGCAGGUCAUCGAUCGAGUGCUGCACGAGUACCCGGAGAAUCUCACCGCCAUUCGUAUGUGCACCUAUUCGGAAUCGCUGUCCUGGUUCCAGAUUCGGACGAUCCUCGGAAAGCACCUGACCACCAAGUCGGUUCUCCUGUUGGUGACCGCCGCCCGGAUUCGUAAUCUUUACUCCAUCCAAAAACAGACAGCGGAAGAGGAAACUUACGACGACCAGGUCUACAAAAGGCGGAUUUUGAAUCUGCUCAAGCAUUCGGUGCGGAGAGAAUCAACGCUUCGGCAGAACGCUCUACUCUGGCGGCUGUACCUGAGAGAGUUGUUCGAUCAACCUGGCGGAGAUUCGGGAGGGAAUGCCCUGGAGCAGUGCAAGCGGACGCUCUACAUGGCCCUGGAGGCGUGUCCCUGGAACAAGGUGCUGUAUCUGGAUGGGGCAUUCUUUGCGCCGCAGGAACUGUCGCAGCUGUUGGAUUUGCUGUUGGAGAAGCAACUGCGGAUACACGCCAUCCCGGAGGAGUUGGAGAUACUGAGGAAUGAGUGAGGAUGUUGAUGGAUGGAUGUGAGAU